Messenger RNA from Adineta steineri, 3577 nucleotides. Lineage: Eukaryota; Metazoa; Rotifera; Eurotatoria; Adinetida; Adinetidae. The record is from the annotation of a GenBank genome assembly.
AAAGGUAGCCGUUCGGGUAUGUAAAAGAAAAAAACAAACGAGAAUGAGUCAUGGAAUUUCUUUUCUAUUGAAAUAGGUUCGACCAUUUUUACAACGAGAAAAAGCUCAUGAACAAAAAAGUUGCAUUUCUAUACAUCCACAAACAAAUCAAAUUGUUCUUGGUGAGAAAAGAACAUUUAAAUAUGAUUUCGUUUUCGGACCUAAAACUCAACAGGAAGAUUUAUAUCAAACAUGUAUUGAACCAAUGCUUAGUAAUGUUUUUGAUGGAUACAAUGUAACAAUAUUUGCUUAUGGUCAAACCGGUUCAGGAAAAACAUUUACUAUGACUGGUGGAAAUAUUUUAUCAAUUGGAGAAACAGAAUAUGGAAUUGUACCACGUGCGGUUCAAACAAUUUUUGAUACAUUACAAAAUCGACCAGGUUGUCAUGUUACGAUUUCAGCAUCAUAUUUAGAAAUAUAUAAAGAUGAUAUUAUCGAUUUACUUGAUAUUAAUGAUAAAGCAUUGGAUGUUCGAGAUGAUGCAGCUGGCAAUACUAUUGUUAUUGGAGCAAGUGAACAUAGAUGUUAUUCAAUUGAUGAUGUUGUUAGUCUAUUAAAAAAAGGUUCAACUGUUCGUCAUGUAGGUGCAACACAAAUGAAUGAUGAAUCAUCUCGAUCGCAUGCAAUUUUUACAUUAUACAUCGAACAACGUCUUCGAGAUAAAAAUUCGAAUUCAACUAUUAUACAAGCAUCUUAUGAUGGUCUAAUUAAACCAGUGCAAUCAACAUUUGAUGAAAGUUACCUUUCUGCUAAACUUCAUUUUGUUGAUUUGGCCGGUUCAGAGCGUGUAGCACGUACACAUAAUACAGGUGAACGUUUUCAAGAAUCAAUUCGUAUUAAUUCUGGUUUAUUGGCUUUGGGCAAUGUUGUUAGUGCUUUAUCCGAUCCGAAAAAACGUGCCGGUGGUCAUAUACCUUAUCGUGAUUCAAAAAUUACUCGUUUACUCAAAGAUUCACUUGGAGGCAAUGCAAAAACAUUAAUGAUAACAUGUGUUAGUCCAUGUAUUGUUGAUCUCGACGAAUCUCUUAAUGCACUUAAAUAUGCUCAUCGAGCAAGUCAAAUUCGCAAUAAACCAAUUAAAAAUAUCGAUCCAAAUACACAGCGUGUCGCUGAUAUGCAAACUGAAAUUACUCAUUUACGUGAGGAAUUAGAACGACAACGAUCAAUGAUAUCACGUCAUGGACAUUCUGCUAAUACUAAUCGUUCAAAUAUAACAAUGAAUAACGAUCAAACACGUCGUUUAAUUCAAACUGCUUAUGCAUGUUUUAAACAUUUAAAUGAAUGUAAUGAAUUAACUAAUGAACAAAAACAAUGGAUACAAACAUGGAUGGAUGCCGUAACUAAUGAAAAUUUCGAAGAUGUUUCUGAUGAUUUAUACACAUCACGAAUAGUAAAUUUAGAAAAUGCUUUGCAAACAGCACAAAAUGAGUUACGAUCAGAAUCUCAAAUGCGUGUUCGACGUGAAAUGAUACUUGAACAAUUACAAGAAGAGCUUAAGACAAAAGAAGAUGAAUUAAAUCGUAUACGUCUUGCAUUAGAUGAAACAAAUUCUCAUUUAAAACAACAAGAAGAUAUUGUUUUACAAUUACAAACUGAACAACAAAAUCAUAAUCAUUCAACAAAUAUCUAUCAAUUAAAUCAUUCAACAGCAAAAAAAUCUUUACAUGAUCGAAUAAAAUCAGCACCUUAUUUUAGUGGUAUGCAACGGAAGUCAAUACAACCACGAAAUAUUCAUUCUAGUCCAGCUAUAUUUGAUGUGGAAUAUGUUACAGAUAGAUUUCACGGACGAUCAUUAGCAUUGGCACAUUCUCAAGAAGAAAUUGAAGAACUUGAUUUGAAAGAGAAUGAUGAAACAUUAACCGAACAAAAUCAAUUUAUUCGACAUAAUACAUAUCGUGUUCGUAAAAGACGAAUGACACCAAGUAUUUUGCCAGAAGAUGAAACUAUACAAACAUUAACUCAAUCAACUAUGAAAAAACAGAAAUUAAUUGAUCAAGUAACUCGUAAAGUUAAAGAAGCAGAAAGCAAUGCACAUCUUUUAAAUAUGAAUAUUCAACUUAAAGAACAAUUAAUUAAAAGUGUUUAUACAUCAACUAAAGAUGUUAAAAAUACGAAUGAACAAUAUCAACAACAUAUUAAAAUGCUUGAAAGAGAAAUGGAAAAAGCUAAACUUGAAUAUCAAGAUUUACAAAAAACAAUGCAACAAAUAGCAACGAAAAAUACAAAUGAUAAAUCAAAAUCAGAAGGAGAAUAUCGAAAAAAAUGUGAAUUAGCGAAAGCUCGUUUGGAUUCAUUACAACAAAAAGAAAAACAUUAUCGAGAACUUAUGAUUAAACUUACAGGGAAUAGUGAAAAAAGAAUUAUUGAUUUACAAGCUGCUCUAUUUCGUAUGAAACAACAGUAUGAAACUUCUCAAAAACGUAUACGUGAAGAAAUAGAAUUAAAAAAUAAAUUUGAACAAGAUUUAAUACGUGAACAACAACGUAUACAAGAAUUAACCAUUCAAAAUGAACAACAACAAAAAAUAUUAAAAUUAAAAACUGAAGGUCUUGUUGCAGCACAACGAAAAUUACGUGGUGUAUCAAAUGGAAAUCUUACUGAUAGAACAUUGAAUUUUGAUGUUGAAAUGGAAAAAUUAAUUACGGAAAGAAAGGAAUUAGAAGGUUUAAGAGAUGAUAUGGAGAAACGUGAAGAACUUAUUAAAAAAAAAGAAUUAUUAAUUAAUGAAAAAACUGAAUUGGAAACAAGAAAAGUUCGUUCAAGUCAAGUUAAUAAUAAGAAUACAAAGAGUAUUGAUAAACAAAAAUCAGAUCGUCAAAUGAUACGUGAACAAUUAGUCGAACAAAAACGUUUAUUUACAGAAAGAUUAGAAGAACAAAAUGGUGUAUUAUCACCUACAGAAGAAAGACGUUUAAUUGAAAUUGGUGAAGCUAUUGAAGCACUUGAUUUAGCUAUUGAUUAUCAAAAUAAUGUUAUAUCAAAACGUGAACGUGAUGUUCAACAAUCUAUUCGAGCUAGUCAGGGUUCUGAUUCUCCUCUAUUUAAAAUUAGUCAAUUAAAUGAAAAUGAAUCCAAAGAACUUUGUCGUAAAUUAUUCGAAAAAGUAAUUGAUCUUAAAGAAGAUGAUAAUAAAAAUCAACGUAAUUAUGAAGAAAUGAAAUCUCAACUUAUUGAACAAACUGAAACAAUUAAUGAAUUACAAUCACGUAUUCAAUCAUUAUCACUUGAUCAUGAUCGUCGUUUAACAUCUAUUCAACAAACACAUGAAGAAGAAAAACAAUUAUUACUUGGACAAUUACAAGAAUCAUCAAAUCAAAUAAAAGAACUUGAAAAAGAUUUAUAUUUCUAUAAACAUAAAACUAGAGAAUUACGUAAAUCCAUGGCAACAUCAAUAACAAAUGUUAGUGAUCUAUCAACACAACGAAAACAUUCCAAUACAAAUGACGAUGAUUUACGUUUACCAAGAUCAUCUGUACAACAACCAACACCAUUUAUUCUUAAAAUAGGUAAUCGAAGUAAUUCAACACAUAACUCAUAA